UUAAUUUUAAUCAUUAUUUUUAUCCUAAACACUUUCUAAAUCAUACUUAUCACAAUUUUAAUAUACACAAAAAACUCUUAGUAUAAUUACAUGGUUGCUACUUAUUUUAUCAGCUACUUAUUCCCAGUUAACUUGCUGCAACAUCAAUAUCUUCGACAAAGUCAUGACCCCAGUACUGUCUCUACUCAGAUUAUCCAUGCGCUCUUUUCUCCGCUUCAUCUCAUUGUUUUUUUUCCUAUCGUCUUCUUCUAUUUUCUGUAAAAUUAGGGGGGAGAGAUGGCAGAGAGAGACACACGCAGAUUCCACCGCCGUUAAUCGCUACAGCAGCUUAUCUCGUCAAAUGCCUUGACUUCCAAUAUUCAAUAUCCUUGUGUGUCUCACGUGUUCUUCUUCAGUGAUGGGUUUUCGUUUUGGCCUAGUUGCGAUUGUCCUAAUCCUUGAUGUAGUCUCUGUUUGGUCUACUGGUAAUGGCUUUAUUGUAAAGAAUUCAAAUGCAGUUCAACUUAGUCAAGACUCUUUAAAUAAUUCCGCUUUUUAUCAACCAUCCAUAAAUGGUCCCAAAGGUAUAUCAGAGUUUUCUCAAAAUAACUCUAUUCCAAAUCCUUUCCUGCCUUCGUCAAGAAACCCAUUCUUAUCAAAUAUCAUUCCAUCACAAGUUCCUAAUAUAACCCUUCGUAAUAAUAGCUUUUAUAAUAACAAUCUUUUUCCUAAUAGUAAUAAGAAUCCUUUUUUUAACUCGAUUAGAAACAAUACAAAAGUAGAUACAGAAUCUCCAAGUUUUGAUUUGCAAAAACCUUGCAUCCCUCCAUCUUAUUACGAUACAUUAUCACCUACUUCAGUACUUAAUAUAUCUAAUGUGUCUAAUACAAAUACAUCUAACAUACCAAGAUUUAUUAUACAAAAUCCUUACACACCAUGCUACUAUACAUCACCAGCACCUCAUAUACCAAUAUUUAAUACACCAGCACCAGCAGUUGAUAAUUUCACAUCUCCUACUUCUUCUGAAACUCAACAUCCAACUACACAUGCACCAUUAAGAUCAAAGGAUCCACUACGCAUCAAUCUAAACUGUCAAAUCGGCUCAGAAAGACCGAUAUCAGGAUUUAAGUGUGUGGGCUAUGUGGAAGACAUUGCAAACACGACUUCAACAGUGCCUGUGACCAAUCCAUCGUUGAAUGCGAUUACAGACUCUCCUUUAAACUUUAGUUUACCAAGACCUGUUAUGCAGAGACCUUAUAUACCACGACCAUAUUACUAUACAUCUACACCAAUAUUUAAUACACCAGCACCAGUUGAUAAUAGUUUUACAACAUCUCGUACACCAAUUUCUUCUCAAAAUGACCAUUCAAAUUCAGUUUCGCCUCCAUUGGAUGAUAUAUUACCCACUAACUCAGUGGCACCAAUUUCAGAACGUAAGUGCGGAGAGUAUGAGAGAGAAAUAGUAAAUCUGAUAACGUCUCUGACUGGUUCAUCGUCGGACGUAAAUAGUACUUGUUUUCGUGCAAAUCAUUUGGUGGUCGGUAAUAAUCUGGCCCAAAUUGGCGAGUUCCCUCACAUAGUCGCCCUAGGUAGACGCAAUUUCAACAGGUUCAUGCUGAUGUGCACUGGCACGCUGAUUUCGCAUACCUGGGUACUUACCGCUGCGCAUUGCAUUUAUGGAUCAAACGGUGCUCCAACUGAAGCAAGGAUGGACAUCAAUAGAUUAAAGGACCAGCCAGGCGUCACGGUUGCCAUUAAAAAUAUUAUAAGACAUCCAGAUUACAAUCCACCCGCGCUGUAUGCGGACAUCGCUCUGGUACAGCUUACGAACUUCGUCACGUUUAGCACACUUAUACGACCCGCGUGUCUUUAUCAGAACUAUGAUACCGUACCAACUCAAGCUUGGAUUAGCGGUUGGGACAUCACUGAAUACAAUGGAAAGGACCGUGACCGACUGCAAAAAGCUCAACUGGAUAUGGUAGACAAUUUAUUCUGUACAGUACGGUAUAACAGUUCCGAAAAAGUUCCAUACGGUGUCACAACAAGCAUGAUCUGCGCCGGUGAUCCUCACGGUAAUUGGACCAAGGAUGGUUGUCAAGGAGAUUCUGGUGGUCCUCUGCAAGCAGUCCAUUCUGACAGAGAAUGUCUCUUUCAAGUAAUCGGUAUCCUCAGCUUCAGUAAGGGCUGUGGAUUGAUUGACAUCCCUGGUGUUUAUACCAGACUCUCCCAUUAUCUCCCAUGGAUUGAAGAGAAUGUUUGGCCGCAAGGAUAAUAAGUUUAUUUGACUUUUAUCAAGGAAAAAAACAAGAAAUAUUUUUUUAAUCAAUUGUAUUUGGCUAAAUCAAGUCUUACGUAAUUAGUCACUAAUUGUUAGAUAAUUAGCCAGUCAAAUCAAUUUAAGAUUAAGAAAUUCAUAGUAUUUGCAAGUUUCUUCUUUUUAUUAUUUUAUAACGUGAUGUUUAUUGACCUUAUAUGAGAAUAAUUUUGCAAUUUUUAAGAAAAGUUUAUUUACUUUAAAUAUUGUUUAUCAAAAAAACUAUAGAUAAUUAAUUAGAAUAAUGCGAUUAGGAUAAUGCAAUACAGUUUGCGAUUUGGAUUAGAAAACAAACAAAAAAAUAAAAUAAUUACAAAGAAAUUUGAAUUAAUAUAAAAUAUAGGAUUGAUGUUGACUUUUAAAAUUUUUGAAAUUAAGAGAUUUAAGAUUUGACCAUAGUUAAUGAAUAGUUUUCGAUAAAAACUCAUGUAAGGAUUAUAAAUUAAAGAUCACAGAUAAGGGAAUAAGAUACGCCAUCAAAUUCUACAAUAAAAAAGACUUAAGUAUAAUAUAAGAAUAAAAUUUUGAGAAUAAUGCAAAAAUAAUGUAUUAGACAUAAUUGGAUGAAGUACUAAUUUACGAUUUAAUAAGCAUUUAAUAAAAGUGAUAAAAACUUACCAAA
Molecule: messenger RNA, 2915 nt
Organism: Monomorium pharaonis (pharaoh ant)
Lineage: Eukaryota; Metazoa; Arthropoda; Insecta; Hymenoptera; Formicidae
Product: serine protease snake-like
Exons: 6
Coding region: 398-2251 (617 amino acids)
Biological process (GO): proteolysis
Molecular function (GO): serine-type endopeptidase activity
Source: RefSeq, a predicted model, not a curated record